CGACGGGUGUGUGAUGCGCGCGUGAACAGAUCCGAUGAAGAUGGAGUCCGCCGUGGACUCAGCGUCGACCGCGAGCGAAGUGAGCGGCUCGUCCGGAGGCUCGCCGAGGGUGAAAGCGGCGUCGCCGGCGCGCGCCCUCAGCCCGCCGCAGAUGCUGGCGCCGCGGCUGUCGCUGCCGCCGCCGGGCCUGGGCCUGCUGGGCUCGCUGCAGAUGAUGCACCACUCGCCGCUCGAGCUCAUGGCGGCGGCGCACCACCACGGCCCGCCGCGCUACGGGAGCCCGCCGCCCAUCUCCACCUCCGACCCCUCGGCCAACGAGUGCAAGCUGGUGGACUACCGCGGUCAGAAGGUGGCCGCGUUCAUCAUCCAGGGAGACACCAUGUUGUGCCUGCCGCAAGCGUUCGAACUGUUCCUUAAGCACCUGGUGGGCGGACUGCACACGGUGUACACGAAGCUAAAACGCUUGGACAUAGUGCCGCUCGUGUGCAACGUGGAGCAGGUGCGCAUCCUGCGCGGCCUGGGCGCCAUCCAGCCGGGCGUCAACCGCUGCAAGCUGCUCUCCUGCAAGGACUUCGACGUGCUCUACCGGGACUGCACUACGGCAAGGUGCCUGUCAAUGAAAGCGCCAGACAGGUACUUCUCAAGCUCCAGACCGGGUCGACCUCCGAAGCGCGCGUCGGGCGUGGGUCUGUCGCUCGCCGCCACGCAGUUCCCUGGACACCCGUUCAAGAAGCACCGACUGGAGAAUGGGGACUACUCACCUUAUGAAAAUGGACAUAUGAGUGAAAUGGCUCGUAUGGACAAAUCCCCGCUCCUCGCGAACGGGUACAACGCACCCCCCACCCACCUCGGGCCCAUGGGCUUCAUGCACCAACAUGCGCUCAUGUCCCCUGGCAUGCCCCAUCCAGGCGUGCCCAGGCCUGACGGAUCCAUCAUCAAAGGACAACCGAUGCACAAUAUGGAAGCACUAGCAAGAUCUGGUAUUUGGGAGAAUUGUAGAGCAGCAUACGAGGACAUCGUAAAACAUCUCGAAAGGUUGCGUGAUGAACGGGGGGAUAUAGAACGUGUUAUAGCAAUGGACAAGGCGCGCGAGGGUUCACAUAAUGGUUCCUCUCCAGGCCACAGUCCUGUGCUAAACCUAUCGAAAUCUGGUUCCGGAGAGCGCGAGCGAUCGGAGCGGGACCGUGCGGAGCGGGGCGAAGGUUCGGCGAGCGGGCGCAGUUCCGCCGCCUCCCGCCGCACGCCGCAACCUCCGCGCAUACCUUCCACAGCCGCGGCGGCCUCCCCGCGCUCUCAUACCGAUGAGAGCGACGCGGUCCUGUCCGAUCAGGACGACCAUAAUGUCAAAGACGAAGAUGACGGAGCAGAUCUCAGCGAUGGCGAACGAGACCUCCCUACGAAUUCGUCGCCAGCGCCUGUCAGCUACCCCCCGCAAGGCUCGCCCUCGAACGUGCCCGUGGACCCCACGGCCGACACCCUGGUCUCCUCCACCGAGACCCUGCUAAGAAACAUCCAGGGACUCCUCAAAGUAGCGGCGGAUAACGCACGCCAACAAGAACGGCAAAUCAGUUACGAAAAAGCGGAACUAAAAAUGGACGUGUUAAGAGAAAGAGAAGUAAAAGACAACUUGGAAAGACAAUUACUGGACGAACAAAAAAUGAGAGUAAUGUAUCAGAAGAGAUUAAAGAAAGAAAGAAAACAGCGGCAACAAAUUCAAGAACAACUAGAACUGGAGCUAAAAAGACGGCAGAAGAUAGAAGAAGCACUAAAGCAGUCAGGAGCGCCCGGUGAAAUUCUCAGAAUAGUAACUGAGAAUUUAGCACCACCGUCCCAAGAAAACCGUGAACGUGAACGUGAACGUGAAAAUGGUACGGAGAGCAAACCUCCGAGCACAGAACCCCCCACCUCGUCGCCGCCGUUCCAGCGGGACCCGCCACGCACGCCUGACAAGCCGCAGUGGAACUACCCUCCUCCACCUGUGGACAUCAUGAGUGGGCAAGCUGCUUUCUGGCAGAACUACUCUGAAUCCUUGGCGCAAGAGUUGGAGAUGGAACGCAAAUCCCGCCAACAAGCCAUGGAGCGCGACGUGAAGAGCCCUCUGUCAGACCGCGCCAGCUACUAUAAGAACUCGGUGCUGUUCAGCUCAGCCACUUAGCUGGCAAGCACCGGGGCCACGGAUAUCCCCGACAACCAUCAAUACGAAAAAGAAAGCGACGACACGAGAAAACCCAUCAUAAGCGUUAAACCUGAAUUCAGGGAAAAAUAGGACUUCUGAAGAUUUACUUAUCUUCAGAAAGACGUCCUAUCGAUCGGACUUCUGUGAAAGGUUCACUGUCACGUCUUAUUCCGAAACGAUAAGCUCGUUUGUAAAUUUAAAAAUUAUUUAACUAAUAUUAUUAUUUAGCGUUAACAUUUUCAUUGUAUCGGGAUCUCGAUGAAGUAUUACUACUUUGAGAUUAAUUGUAAAUACUGUUAUUAAAUUCGAAAUAAGCACAUAGAUUUCGUGACGCAUGGCGAAGUCGCAAAAAAACUCUUCUUCCAUAGUGAAAUUUGUAAAUAUUUCUUAAUAUUUUUAGAUUUAAGUCUCAGCGGUUUAUCGACGAUGACACAUAUAAUUUAUUCGUCAACAUUUAAUCUUUUACGAAAUGUACCUUUAAACUUAUUGUUAAAUGCCAUAUUUAAACAUAAGUAUGAUUUACAAGUUAAAUAUUUAAAUAAGCAAUCAGCCUUAGCUUAAUUAUUGUUUUUAUCAACAAUUCACGAUGAUUGUGUAAAAUCCCCCUAGUUGAACACAAAACGGUUGGAAUUGACCUAAGACUGCUUUUCAAUUGCUUUUCGAGCGUUUGUAAACAAAGAUUCACUUUUCUACUUACUAGUCGAUUGAUUUACAAAAUAAGUUUAAGCUGCAGUAUUGAAAGCUGUUAAAUUGCCAAAAAUAAAAACAUUUGGAAAACAAUCGUUAUUGUCUUCUUACAUAAAUUAUGGCUUUUAAAAAGCGAAAUAGAACAAGGUGUAUAAUUUUUCGUUCAACAUAAUGUGAUCUUCAACAUCAUAAAUUAUUCAAUUUUAGUGCAAUGAUUAGAUAUAACUGGUAACUAGAAUAAUCGUUAAAAAAAUAGAAAUGUACGAUAGCUAUAUUAAGUUAGCUGUUUUGAUGGUUAAUUUUACAAAAAAAUGUUAUUGACUGAUUACCCACAAAGAUAGAUUUUGGCGUUCAAUAAAAUGUAAGCGGUUUCUUUGUAUUUAAGGCGUUGUACCAUAUUAUCUCAUAUCCAUGAUCCAGUCGGUGUACGUGGGUAGUUAUUUUUAUUAAGUGCGGUAGAUUUAAACUAUAUAGUAUAAAGUAUAAAAUAGUGUUAUUUAUAUCGAUGCUUAGUUUACGAAAUGACUUUAAACGUCUAAAAUAGUAUAAAUAAGAUUUAGACAUUGUAUCGAGCGUUGCAUUGGCGCUUGGCUGUUACAAAAACAAAAUUCCUGAUCGACAUCCAAUAUAAACCAAAAUUGGGUAUGAAUGAAAUGAGUGUAUAACAAAAGUCAAGCGCCGAUACUGAGACGAUAAUUUCUUACAUAUUAUCUGUAAUGGAUAAUACGACGUAAAAAAACUUAGCUGUUACUAUAAAUGUUUAGAUGAAUGAUGUGUGGUUGUAUACAGCGCGUGAAUGUGAAAUUUAAUAUCAGUUCUUUCAGUUUGAUUAUAAAUGUGAGAAAGUUUAACUGUUCAAAGUUCAGACAGACAGUAACAAUAUUAGUGUAGGGUUUCCUUUGUCAAUUAUAUGUCGAGGCUUAUCAGUGUACACUUUAAUACCUUGGUUAUUGCAGUUCGUAAAGCGAGUUACUAUUUAUUAUUUUUAUUAUAAUUAUUACUAUUAAUUUACUUAAAAUUGUGUGUGUGCCUUGUAUCGUAGAGGAAAAUAUCAAGAUUAAAAAGGAAAAUUAUCA
Messenger RNA from Maniola jurtina (meadow brown), 3939 nucleotides. It is a transcript of the gene dac, whose product is annotated as dachshund homolog 2. The transcript has 13 exons. The record is from RefSeq and is a predicted model, not a curated record. Lineage: Eukaryota; Metazoa; Arthropoda; Insecta; Lepidoptera; Nymphalidae. The coding region runs from base 35 to 2155 and encodes 706 amino acids.